UUAAAUGCAGCUGCAGUUCUUUUGUGUGAUACCUGUCAGAAUCAUUCUCAGUACGAGGUUGGGUUUGUGACCAUGAUGUCAAGAUUGGUCUUUCUGCUUUUCUGUGGAUUUAUUGCACUAAACCUGGGAAAUGCUCAGAAAUUGCCAAGAGUGAAAAGGCAGAAUCUGAAAGUUCAGAUCAAUGCAACAGAUGACACCGUUUGCAUGAGGUAUCUUCGACCAAGUCAAAACACCAAACUGGAAGGUUUUGUCCUGGGUUAUGGAAGCAACUUCCUUUCUAAUCAGUACAUUCCUUUACCUUCGGAAGGAAAAACCUACAUAACAGAACUUGAUGCAGAGCCGCGGUAUUUGGUUUCAGUAAGACCAGCACGCAUUUCAAAUAACAAGAAAUCUUGUUCAGGUCGGACCAAGACUCAAAAGCCUCUGCAGCUGGUAGUUGGCACUCUCACCCCAACCUCUGUGUUCCUCUCCUGGGGCAUCCUAGUCAACCCUCAACAUGACUGGACAGCAACAAGUAACUGUGCUAGCGACAGGUUCUAUACAGUUCGCUACAGAGAAAAGGAUAAAGAGAAGAAAUGGGUUUUUCAGCUUUGCCCAGUUACAGAGACGGUGGUGGACAAUCUGAAGCCAAACACACUUUAUGAAUUUGGAGUUAAAGACAACAUAGAGGAUAGUAUUUGGAGCAAGACUUUCAAUCAUAAGAUAGUUCUGUCUAAUAAAAAAGUAAACGGACAACUCCAGAAUAUGUACAAGUUGGUACCUAAUUCCCAAACACAGCUUGCACUGCGUGAUAAUAAGAAGUUGGUCCCUGUCACAAUAAUCAAACAAGUUAUUCAAAAUCGGACGCAGUCAAAAACUUCAGAUAGUUCUUCUCUGCCAGGAGCAAUACUAGUGCACCUUAUUGUUCCAGGACUCAAUGAAACUCAGCAGAAACUUCCUCCUCUCCUGACAAUUGAUGACAUACCUCAAGCAUCCAGGAAAAAACUGGCUAAGAAUGAAACUCGAGUAUGGCCUGCUGAAUCCAAAACACCAGAAGUUCAAGAAAUCACCCCACAGUCCCUGCCAGCUCAGGCUGAGAAAAAACAUGGACCUGAGGAAUUUAAAUCAACGCCUAAACCCGAAUUGGUGCAAACUCAAAACAUACUGGCUUCUAAUGAAAUACAGCCACUUCCUUCUGGAUCCAGAAUCUCUGAUGCUCCAAAAAGUCCAUUGACAGAACUUGCUACUCGGAGUCCAGCCUUGAAAUCCGUAUCUCUACCUUCUGCAGAAACCGGAGAGAUAGAGAUGGCUUUUGAGGAAACACAGCCUGUUUCUUCAGGAUCCAAAACAUCUGGUACCACAGAAGUGCAACCAACCAGAUCUGCUUCACAUGACUUUCUUCAUGUUACUUCUACUCCUCAAACCCUUACAGCUUCAGAAAUACCAGACACUGCUAGAGAUACUACUGAGUUGGAAAUAUCCAUGCCCAUAACAGCUUCAGAACCUCAGUUGUUAGAAACAGCACUGGGUGAAAGGAAGCCUCUUUCUUCAAGAUCCACAACACCUGGCAUGCCAGAAAUGCCACCAAUCUCAGCUGCAAGCCAGAGACCGGACCUGGAAUCCACCUCGUCUGCUUCACCGAAAGCCACAAGGACUGUGAUGGCUACUCGAAGACCAAGGCUGAAGUCCACCACUCCUUCCUCCCUGGCCACCCAGAAAACCGUGAUGGCCUCACAUGAAUUUCUUCAUAUUACUUCCACUCCUCAAACAUCUACCUCACCAAAAAUUUCAGGGCGAGAGACUGUAACUAUUCAAGCACCUUUCAAACCUGUUACAUCUGACAGCACUGAAGUGGAACUGGCUUCUGAUGAAACACAGCCUAUUUCUUCAAGAUCCACAACCUCUGCUAUUCCAGAAAUGCCAUCAGCAAAAUCUGCUACCCAGGAACCAGACUUGAAAUUCACAUCUCAUCCCUCCAUGGAAACCAGAGGUAGUGUGAUGGCUUUUGAUGAAAAGCAGCACAUUUCUUCAACAUCUGAAACAUCUGGCACCCAAGAAAUGCCACCAGCUGUACCUGCUCUCCCAAGACCAGUCCUGGAGCCCACAUUUUUUCCUUCUCUGGAAACCACAAGGACAGUGAUGGUUACUCAGAGACCAAAGCUGAAAUCUACUUCUCCUUACCUUGCAAGCCAAGGAACAGUGGAGGCAAGCCAGAGACCGGACCUGGAAUCCACCUCGUCUGCUUCACCGAAAGCCACAAGGACUGUGAUGGCUACUCGAAGACCAAGGCUGAAGUCCACCACUCCUUCCUCCCUGGCCACCCAGAAAACCGUGAUGGCUCCACUGGACUCUCAUCAUAUUACUUUCCCAUCCCAAAUAUCUGCAUCUGCAGACAUAUCAAAAAUAGAGACUGUUACAAGUUCAACUGACCUGGAAAAAUCUGUGCCUCCACUUCCCAGAACACCUCAUGUGCUAACAACAACUAUGGCUUUCAGUGGUAUUCAGCCUAUUCUUUCAAGCCCUGUGACACCUAGUAAGCCUGAAAUAGCAGAUGCUGGAUCACCAACAAGUGAAUCCAUUCUGGAAUCUUUCACACCUAAAACUUCUCGUCCUUUUCAAUGGCCAAGGGUAACAUUAGCUCCAAAAGAAAUACCACUUAUUCCUUCUAAACUGAAACCAUCUGCUACCCCAGAAGUACAGCAUCUGAAACCUGCCCAUAAACCACCACUUUUGGAGCCUAAAACUUCACAGACUGUUGAACAACCAAAAACAACACUAGCUCCUAAAGAAGCAAAAUUUACACCUUCUGCAUCUAAACCUAGACCACCUGCCAGAACAAAAAAGCCACGAACUAAACCUGCAGCAACCAUUCCAGUAUCAGUCACUACUCGGAGUCCCUACACAUAUGAACUUCCAAAGACUGCAGAGGUCUUGGAACCUAUUACACGUAGAACUGAACCACCAAAGUCAACGAUAGCUCCAAAGGAGACUCGACGUAUUCCUUCUAAACCUAAAACUUCACCCAAACCUCAUAUCCCACAAGCCAAAGAUGUCCUGGAAUCUGUAACACAUAGAACUAACUGGUUAACUAAACCCAAAAUUCCAAAAGAAACACAGCGUGUUCCCUCCAAGCCUAGAACAUCACCGAGCUCAGAGGUGCCACAAACCAAACCUGGUCCUAAAGAUACACGUCAUGGGCCUUCCAAACCUAAAACAUCACCCAGUCCACGUGUUCCUCCAACUAGAACAAGUCCAAAAGAAAGUCGGCGAGUCUCUUCCAAGCCCAGAGCAUCACCAAGUCCAGAUGUACCACACACAAAACCUGUUUUGGCACCUGCUACAUUUACAGUUGAACAACCAAAGACAGCAACAGCUCCUAAAGAACCACAACAAACUCCCUUUAAACCCAAAGCAGCUCCCGGCCCAGAUGCUCCACACAGCAAGCCUGAAAUCUUUGCAACCUUCCAUGAACCAGAUACUACUGUGAUUCCUCAUAUUCCUGAAAGAACAAAGGCAACAUUGGCUCCAACUGAAAAACAGUUUAUUCAUACCAAAACAAAAACAUCUGAAAAACCAAGAGUGCCACACACCAAACCUGCAAUACAUCAGACAACUCCACAACCAAUUAUUACAAAAUCUUCUACUACCACUGAGCAUUCAAGGGCAACAAUGGCUCCAAAAGAAACAAUGAUCAUUCCUUCCAAACCCAAAACAUCUGUCGGGCCAGAAGUGCCACAGACUAAACCUGUUCCAAGGGCAACACACCUGGGAUCAAUUAAUCUUAUAACAGUUCAUGUUGUUGAUGGGUCCAAAAUGACUUUGGUUCCCAAUGAAACGUACCAGAUUUCACCCAAGCCCAGAACUGCUCUAGCAACUGAAAUUCCACGGUUCAAUACAGCACCUUAUAAAACACGUCUCACUUCUGCAAGACCAAAGCCAUCUGAUAAAUCACAGACCAGACCUGCUCUUAGUAAAACCACACUAGCACCAGCUAGGACAAAAGCACCUGGACUGCCAAAGUGGAUUGUGCCAACAACAGGUGAUGUAUAUAUACCUGAGGAUAUUGCCAGACAAAUUGGCGUGGAUGUGGAAAAACCUUUGGAAUAUAGUAAUACCUGGGAAAAAACAAUUUCUGUAACUAUAUCACCUGGCCCUCAGCAUCCUCCUGUACCUCCUGCCAAGCCUACACAAAUGCGAAGAAAACCUCUGCCUCCUAACACCGUGACUGGUAAACCAGGGAGUCCAGCUAAAUCUGCUGGACCAACACCACCAGUGAGGACAGGAACGUCAUAUAAGACACCAACAGCUUUUGCAACUCCAGAGUAUUAUGUUGAUGCAACUGUCUUCAGCUCAAUUCCUACAUCAGAAACAGAUUCUUCAGGCAAACCAAGGUACCAAGCCCCACAUGUCAAGUACAUGAAGAAAGAUGAUGAUGUGCCUUGCUCUAUCACAAGCUCUCUUGAACAUUUUCCUCAAGAAGAAGCGGGAAGCAAGGAAGAACCUACUCGUCCUCCACAAAAUCCUCCAACCAAUCUCACAGUGGUGACUGUUGAGGGCUGUCCAACUUUUGUCAUAUUGGACUGGGAAAAACCAGACAAUGACACUGUUACAGAGUAUGAGGUUGUGUCCACUGAAAAUGGAGUAAGUGAUGGUGAAAAGGAGAAAUCGAUUAUCACUACAAAUCAAACCCAUUCUACUGUGGAAAACCUAAAACCUGACACAAGUUAUGAAUUCCACGUGAAACCUAGAAACCCUCUUGGUGAAGGUCCAAGUAGCAACGUUGUGGCAUUCAAUACUGAAUCAGCGGACCCAAGAGUGAGUGAGCCAAUUUCAAUCGGAAAGGAUGCUAUCUGGACUGAAAUCCCAUUCAAUUCGGACACCUAUUCUGAAUGCAAAGGGAAACAAUACGUAAAGAGGACUUGGUAUAAGAAGUUCGUUGGUGUGCAGCUGUGUAAUUCUUUGAGAUACAAGAUAUACCUCAGUGAUUCACUUACAGGAAAAUUUUAUAACAUAGGAGACCAGAGGGGCCAUGGAGAAGAUCACUGCCAAUUUGUGGACUCGUUCUUGGAUGGAAGGACAGGACAGCAAGAAGAUCUACCAGUCAAAGAUGGCUUUUUCAGGGCAGUCCGUCAGGAGCCUGUCAAAUUCGGGAAGAUAGGCGGGGAGACUCACAUCAACUACGUUCGCUGGUACGAGUGCGGCACUUCAAUACCCGGGAAGUGGUAGAUGCGACAUGAACUUGGCGAAAAGGCCCAGCACUCGCUGCCCCCCCCCCCCCCCCCCCCCGCCUGCCCAACGCCGGCUCGAAGACGGAAAUGUUUAUGGUGUGCCUGGCACUUAAAUUUAAGUUUGCUGAUGUGCAAGGGUUUAUGCAAGUCUAAUGCCAAUUACCGCAUUAAUUGUGUAAUAGCGUAGGCUGCUUACUGUAGUUAUCCAGUUUUACGAAUCUGUGCUUAGACUUAAAAAAAUCCCCAACAGGCUAGGGAAAUGUUGUAGGAUAAUGUAUAGGGAAGCUGGCUCCCUAUUCCUGAGGUAUGGUUUAUAUGGUAUUUUAAAAGAUCCGGUGUGUAUAUUAUUUAUCACAAUGUUGUAAUAAAUGUUUAAGGCACAGUUAUGGCAGAGUUGGUCACGGAACGCAAUGUGCAUUGGUUCUUAAAUAUUCACUGGUCUUCUUACAACGUAAGUAAGUGCCAUAAGCUACCUGUCCAGAUCGAUCUGUAACGUCUCCCCAGCCAUAAAUUACAGAAAAGACCCUACAACUGUUAAUAUCCUGCAACCAGCAAACUUGAAGCGCUCUCUCCUUACACGUUACAAACAGUUUAUGCUCCUGUCAAAACGCUGAGGUAGGUUGCUAUACGUGCAGCUUAAGACGAUCGGGUUGGUGGGGUUUUUUUCCGCGUUUGUUUUCAAAUGCUACAGCUCCAGCAGAAGAGCACGUUCAGCCUGUUGCGCCGCAGUUAGAGCCGCUGCCCAGGAGCUUGGCAGGUUUGGUUUCCUCCAAUUAAAGCAGACGGGCACCUCUGUGCACGGAAUGAAAAAACGCAACCAGCCUCCCCAGCCCUGGCUUUUCAUGAAAAUGUAGUUUUCAGAGACUGAGACUUUCUGGUUCAAAAGCCAGAUGCACAUAGGGUGCAGGGGGACUUGGAGAGGUGAAUGAAACGGGGAAAAAAUAAGCUACUUCUAACAGCAUUAUCGGAUUUAUUUUAUUUAAAUAAAAAAAAGGGGGGGGGGGGAAAGUGGUUUAAAACAUGGGGGACAAAGGGGAAAUAGUGAUAACUGAACUUUAAAACUGCUUUACAGUAAUUUUGAUUAAAACCUCGCCCAAAGCUACUUGUUGUACUGCUUGAACAUUUAUGAACUAAAUAAAGAGAUGUAGUUUUUUUUUAAAGGUGUUAUUCAUUACAUUACUAAUGUAUUGGAAAAAUAUGAACAGGAACACCCAGAUAUAUAUAUAGUAGAAAUAGUCAUGUAUAGAAAAUGCCUUAUAAAGUACAUUGCAGGUACACUGUACUCCUAAUAAAGUAUUUUUUAAUCAA
Molecule: messenger RNA, 6515 nt
Organism: Tyto alba (common barn owl)
Lineage: Eukaryota; Metazoa; Chordata; Aves; Strigiformes; Tytonidae
Gene: ABI3BP
Product: ABI family member 3 binding protein
Exons: 63
Coding region: 73-5205 (1710 amino acids)
Biological process (GO): extracellular matrix organization; positive regulation of cell-substrate adhesion
Molecular function (GO): protein binding
Source: RefSeq, a predicted model, not a curated record